AUUUUUUAUUAUUUUAUUUUUUUCAUAUAAAUACUUGACUCAACUGUUUCUAACGAACAGUUAAAUAUUUUCUUUUGAAUUUUUAAGACAAUUUUAAUUCAGUAUUAAAAAUGAAACACAUUGCAUUUGCGAUAAUAGCUACAAUUAUUGUUGCUACAACUGCAACAGAAACCGAAUUAGAAGCUCAAGAGAGUAUGAUGCAUCCAUCACAAGCUAUGGCUGCAUCACAAGGUUUAUUACAAAAACUUAAACCACCAUCACCAUCUCAACAACCACAACAACAACAACAACAAAGUAUGUAUAAACCACAACAACAACAAAACCAAGAACAACAACAGCAACCACCUAGCUCAUAUAAACCACAACAACAACAAUAUCAAGAACCAAAUGAUCAGCCAUCAAAAACAUAUAAGCCGCAAUCACAACAAGGAUAUCAAAAAAUGCAACCAAGACAACAAGAAGAACAAACACAAUCAUAUAAACAACAACCAGCCCAAGGUUAUCAAAAAAUGCAACCAAAACAACAAGUUGAACAAGUACAAGGUUAUCAAAAAUUAUAUCCGAAACAGCAAGUAGAACAGAAACAAAAUUAUCAAAUGCAACAAGAGUCAGAACAGCCACAAAAGCAACAACAAGAUAAAUCAUCAUACAGAGCACAAAAAGAAGAAAGUGUUAAAGAAGCUUUCUUAAGACUUUUAAGGAAAAUCGAAGAUAUGUCAGAAACAGAACAAGACGAAAAAGUUAGAAUGAAAAAAUGGAUUUUAAAUGAAAUGGAAGAUAUGUCAGAAAAUAAUGAACAACAGGAGAAUGUAAGAGAAAAAAAAUCAUACGGUAGUUCUGCUAAAUGUGGUAAAGUAGUUGUUACUGGAUGUGGUCCAAUUGUACAAAAAGCAAAAUGUAACAGUGGUCCAUACAAAAGAUCAACUCCUCAAUAUGAAUAUGUACAGCAUAUGCCAGUGGGAUGGGAUGAAUUCGAACAGGGUCAAUUUGAAGAAUAUUAUUAAAUUAUUAUUCUUUUCUUUUACAUUUUGAAACCUUUUGUAAUUGUGAUUGAAAAAGAAUAAAAAUAAAUUUUUUUUUCAAA
Condylostylus longicornis is the source of this 1084-nucleotide messenger RNA. RefSeq lists its product as uncharacterized. Lineage: Eukaryota; Metazoa; Arthropoda; Insecta; Diptera; Dolichopodidae. The coding region runs from base 111 to 1004 and encodes 297 amino acids. The record is from RefSeq and is a predicted model, not a curated record. The transcript has a single exon.